AUGUCGUCUGCCUAUCCCAAGAUCGAUUUUUACGACAUUUCGUGCACGACAACGUCGGAGUCAUGGUCACCUUACACGGCGCGCAUCUGGCUGGCGCUGCGACUGCUCGAGAUCCCGUCAGAACGACACCUGAUGCCCAUGUGUCGGAUCAAUGACACGCUGGCCGACGCCGGCGUGUUCCGCCCGCUGGCGGGACGACACACUCUGCCUGCCAUCACGCUCGACCAGAAAGAAUGGGUCACGGACAGCGCCGCCAUCGCCUCGACGCUGCAAAAGCUCUACCUCGAACACGGUGGGCAGCUUUCGCACUCGCUCUUCCCCGAUGCUGCCUCCAAGGACCUGGCCGAGAAAGCAAACCAAGCAAUGUCCACGAGCCUGGCUGCCGGAGACCGCUGGAAGUCGGUCGUGCCCUCGGUCUACUACAUCCUGGAGCCCGAGUCGCAGGAGUUCUUCAUCGAGACGCGCACCUCUAGCUGGAAGAAGUCGCCCCUGGACAUACUUGCCACGGAAGCAAAGCAGAACGCCGAGCGCGACGGCGGCAUCGAACAGGUCUACGCCAAGGCCAUGCUGCCCUUUGUCGAGCUGUAUGCCACCAAGGACAAGUCUGGCACCUGGCUCGGCGGCGAGAGGCCCAUCUACGCCGAUCUCAUCACGUUGGCCGCACUCCAGUGGUACAAGUGUGCCAACACAGACGCCUUCCACAAGGCUCUCGAAAUCAACGGCGGGGCCUUGCAAAAGGCCUGGACCGCUGGACAGGAACUGCUUUUCCAGCAAAGCUAG
Sporisorium graminicola is the source of this 780-nucleotide messenger RNA. RefSeq lists its product as uncharacterized. The transcript has a single exon. The record is from RefSeq and is a predicted model, not a curated record. Bases 1 to 780 code for a protein of 259 amino acids. Lineage: Eukaryota; Fungi; Basidiomycota; Ustilaginomycetes; Ustilaginales; Ustilaginaceae.